Molecule: messenger RNA, 1958 nt
Organism: Myotis daubentonii (Daubenton's bat)
Lineage: Eukaryota; Metazoa; Chordata; Mammalia; Chiroptera; Vespertilionidae
Gene: ST8SIA6
Product: ST8 alpha-N-acetyl-neuraminide alpha-2,8-sialyltransferase 6
Biological process (GO): N-glycan processing; oligosaccharide metabolic process
Molecular function (GO): alpha-N-acetylneuraminate alpha-2,8-sialyltransferase activity
Source: RefSeq, a predicted model, not a curated record
GCCCCGCUAAGCCCUGGCUGUCGACCACAGGGCACCGACGGAGUUGCAGUGCUCCUCCGUGGGCCGCGUAGGCUUCGGGGAGCAGCCCGCGGGCCCUCGGGAGCCGGUGAAGGCGCAGAAAAGUUGGAUCCCAAUCUGCACUGAGUGGAGCUCCCGCGCCCCAACCUUCAGGUGACCCCGCGCGGCGUCGGCGGCGGCGGCGGCAGCAGCGGCGGCGGCGACCAGAGCCCGGAGCCCGCAGCGGCUCGGAGCGCCUCCGGCAGGAGAGGAAGCGAGUUCGGCGAAGCGUCACCGCCUGCCGAGCGCGCGCCGGCGGGCCGGGGCAGGGGGAGAAGUGGGAGAGCGGGACGCCGUGCAGCCGGGGCCGGGUGGCCCGCGAGCGCGGACCUCGCCGAGCGCUGUGGUCCCCCUCCCGCCGCCUGUCAACGCUGGAGGUGUGCGUGGCUGCGGUGGCUGCGGCGGCCGCGGCCAGAGCCACGAGUCGGGGCCGCCGGGGCUGCGCGUCGCUGGGGCAGCGGCGGCGGCUGCCGCGCCUGUGGCUCAGGAUGCGGCCGGGGAGCGCGCUGUUCGCCCUGCUCGGCAGCCUCCUGCUGCUGCGCCUGCUCUGGGGCUCGACCACCGCACCCGCUCGCCGCAGGCUCUUGGUGGAGAAAAGCAGAGAAGCCACCCAUGGUAUCCCGGUAGCGCUGAGGACGCUCAGGAGCCCGGGGACCCCGCCGCCUCGCGCCACAACUAACAGCACCUAUCUGAGUAAGUUGCUCCAGCCAACGGAGAGGUGCACGAAUCUGCAAGAUGGCUUCCAGACGCUCUCUAACAAGACGAAAAGGUAUUCAGAGGAUGACUAUCUUCAGAUUAUCACAAAUAUACAGAGCUGUCCAUGGAAACGACAAGUAGAAGAAUAUAAGGAUUUCAGGGCAAAACUUGCUUCCUGUUGUGACGCUGUGCAAAACUUCAUUGUUUCUCAAAAUAACACUCCAGUCGGGACUAACAUGAGUUACGAGGUGGAAAGAAAAAAUGCAAUCCUAAUUAGAAAGAGCAUUUUUAAUAUGUUUCCAGUGUCGCAGCCUUUUGUGGAGCGCCCUUACAAUCAGUGCGCGGUGGUCGGGAACGGGGGGAUUCUGAAUGCGUCUCUCUGCGGAGCUGAAAUAGAUAAGUCUGACUUCGUUUUCAGGUGUAACCUUCCCCCAACAACAGGAAAUGUUAGUAAAGAUGUUGGCAGUAAAACUAACCUUGUGACCAUAAACCCCAGUAUCAUAAGACUAAAAUAUGGGAACCUAAACGAAAAGAAAGCAGUAUUUCUAGAGGACAUCGAAGCCUAUGGAGAUGCAUUUCUUCUGCUGCCAGCGUUUUCCUUCAGGGCCAACACCUUUGCCUCUUUUAAAGUGUACAGCACACUGGAAGAGUCUAACGCAAGACAAAAGGUUAUAUAUUUCCAUCCCAAGUACCUGAGGAAUCUUGCCCUCUUCUGGAGAACUAAAGGCGUGACAGAGUACCGCCUGUCCUCUGGCUUGAUGAUCACGAGUGUGGCCAUUGAGCUGUGUGAGAACGUGAAACUGUAUGGAUUUUGGCCCUUCUCUAAAACUAUGCAGGACACACCUGUCAGCCAUCACUACUAUGACAACAGUUUGCCUAAACGUGGUUUCCAUGAGAUGCCCAAGGAAUACAGCCAAAUUCUCCAACUUCACAUGAAAGGAAUCCUCAAAUUACAAUUUAGUAAAUGUGAAAUAGCCUAACCAAAGUGACUUAAAGUGGGAAUCAUUGUAAUGUAAUGCUAUAGGUGAGUAACAAUGUUUCUGAACACAAAAACUGGUGGUCGUAGGGUAUAACAGGAGGAGCCCAUACUUAGUUUGAUCAAAACUCCCCACAAAGUGUGCAACCCCAGCAACUCAUUCAGUUGUUCUGAUCUUCAGUUUCCCUGACUGUAUAAUGGGGACCAGGAUAUCUAACUCAUAUUAGGA